Messenger RNA from Durio zibethinus, 2651 nucleotides. Its product is annotated as zinc transporter 4, chloroplastic-like. Gene Ontology annotation, biological process: zinc ion transmembrane transport. Lineage: Eukaryota; Viridiplantae; Streptophyta; Magnoliopsida; Malvales; Malvaceae. Gene Ontology annotation, molecular function: zinc ion transmembrane transporter activity. Gene Ontology annotation, cellular component: plasma membrane. The record is from RefSeq and is a predicted model, not a curated record.
UUAUGUUUAAUUCUCAUACAAACUUAACUCGGCGCGUCCUAUGAAGGGGAGAUUGAAAUUUGAUGCAACAUGGACGAAAGAGAGAGGAAACAAAGGAGUUUAGAAACAAUGUCGACAUAGUCGUGCUCAUUUUAAACAAAAGGUCGAAGUUGUAGAUGCCACCUCUCGCUGUUGCGUUGCCUUUUCGUCAAACGAUGUCGACAUUCUCUCCAAAUUCCCCCUCCAUUUCUCUCACCUCUGAUCCUGUCCUGCAUGCUCUGCUUGCGAGGUCCAUGCGGCAGCCUAUAAAGACUGACAUCAUGGCGUUCAUUAACAACACUAUACCAUCAUCCUCGGAUGUAAUAUAUAUAUAUAUAUAUAUAUAUUUUACCUGCCACCAGCUUUGCUUUUGAUUUUCUCUUCCCAUGUUAUUCAUUGAGGAUAUCUGGCCGCUGUUCUCUAUUGGUUGUUUCGGAUCAAAGACUAAGCUUUUCUCUGAGUCCCUUUUGCAGUCAAUAACCGAUUCAAUGAGCAACACAAGCUGCCAAUCCUCGGAGCUAGAGAUUUGUCGUGACGAGGCAGCAGCAUUGAAGUUAAAGUUCAUAGCCAUAGCCUCAAUCCUCCUCGCUGGUGUAGCUGGCAUUGCUAUUCCACUCAUUGGCAGGCAGCGUAAGUUCCUCCGUACAGAUGGGAGCCUCUUUGUUGCUGCCAAGGCCUUUGCAGCCGGCGUAAUUCUUGCUACUGGCUUCGUCCACAUGCUCUCUGCUGGAACCGAUGCUCUCACGGAUCCUUGCUUACCAAAAUAUCCUUGGUCGAAGUUCCCAUUUUCAGGGUUCUUUGCUAUGAUUGCUUCUUUGAUUACUUUGCUUGUGGAUUUUGUGGGGACUCAGUAUUAUGAGAAGAAACAAGGUUUGGCUAGAGGAAAAACGGAAGAGCAGGGCCGUGUCGAGUCGUUAGAGGCAGAUUCAGAGAGUGCGAUUGUGCCAGUUGUGGAAGGGAAAGAUUGGAAUGGGAAGGUUUUUGGGGAAGAGGAAGGUGGGGGCAUGCACAUUGUUGGGAUGCAUGCGCAUGCAGCACAUCAUAGGCAUAGUCAUCCACAUGGACAGGAUGGCUGUGAUGGGCUAUUGAGGAGUCGUGGACAUGAACAUGACCAUGGACAUGAACAUGGCUUUGGCGGUGGGGAUGCUGAUAAUGGAGUGAGGCACGUCGUCGUUUCCCAGAUUUUGGAGCUUGGAAUUGUAUCACACUCAGUAAUCAUUGGCCUGUCACUGGGUGUUUCCCAGAGUCCAUGCACAAUAAGGCCUCUAAUUGCAGCAUUAUCAUUUCAUCAGUUCUUUGAAGGAUUUGCACUUGGAGGCUGCAUCUCUCAAGCUCAAUUCAAAACAUUAUCAGCCACAAUCAUGGCUUGUUUUUUUGCAAUUACAACCCCAGCUGGAAUCGGCAUUGGGACUGCCGUUGCCUCAUUCUACAAUCCUAACAGCCCUGCAGCUCUGGUUAUCGAAGGCAUCUUAGACUCCUUAUCAGCUGGAAUUCUGGUUUAUAUGGCUUUAGUAGAUUUAAUUGCUGCAGAUUUUCUUAGUAAGAGGAUGAGCUGCAAUUUUAGGCUUCAAGUAGCAUCUUACUUCAUGCUCUUCCUAGGAGCUGGUCUGAUGGCUUCCCUUGCCAUCUGGGCCUAAAUCUUACAACUAUGGAGGAGACUGUUUAAUUGUUUACUAGUUCUUUUUUGGGCGUUUAUUUUUGGAAUGCAAGAGGAAAUCAUAAAAUUCAUUUUUUGUUAAUUUCUUCAAAAUGGCAAGGAACACUGCGGAAAAGGAAAAAAGAUGCUGUAAACAUUGUCAGGCUUCACAACAUUUUCACCUGUUUGUAUAAGAUGAAAGUCUAGAUAUUGACAGCAACAUUCCAAAGUGAAGGGAAUUAAUGGUUCAAUCUCUGAUAACAGCUCUCCUUUUUUUUUUUUUUUUUUCCUUUUGUUCUUUAUCUCACCCAAGAAGGUUCUUCCUUGAACACUUGGUCGCAAUGAUUGGCUGAUAAUAGAUAUGUAGUUCAAAGAGUUUGCUUUUAGAUGAAAGAUUUGGCCUUUGUCUCUAAUCUGUGUCUUCCAGUUGCUUGAAAACUGGUUUACAGGGAGGUCUGUGGGCUAGUGAAAAAUCUCCUAUUCCCUCCCUUCCUGCAUUACAGCCAUUAAAAAAGAGAGAGAUGCAGAGAGCAAUGAUCUUUGUUGCUAUUUUUUGCAUGAGCAAGGGAUGCAUUCUAAGACAAAUCAAAAGACCAUAAAGAUGCUGCAACUGAAGUGUGUUAAUGGAGAAAUCAAAGUAACAACAGUGGAGACUUGUCCUUAAGAGAAUAAGAAAAACCCUUAUCAUAGGCUAAAGGUCUCUUCUUUUAAGCCCAUAAUAAUAAUAGUAUCCUUUCCUGUUUAAGAUUGUUUUCAUUGGUGCAUAAAAAUGGCAAGUGUCAUUCAGGCAAAUUACUAUAGAGGCAGGACGUAGCUAAAGAGUAUAUGGCAUACAAGGUAUAAAACACAUGCCAUAUGUUUUUGGUCAUGAAUCUACAUCGUUAGAGUUGGUUGAGAUACAAGCGUGCAUAUCAUUUUCAAUUUACGAGAUAUUUUUUGUGACAUAAAAUCUUAAAAUUUUGACGUGGACAGUAAAAGUGUUAUUGAGGCUUGUAGU